CACCCACUACUUUCCUUUUCAUCUUUUUUUUUUUAAUUAAAUUUAAUUUUCAAAGCAGAUAAACCAGCUCUUUCUCUUAACUAAAAACACUGUAGUUGGCACUUGCAGGUCAAGUCACUGUAUAUUAACUCCUCUUUUUCUUCAUCUUUCUCAUCUCAAACCCUAAAUUAUUAUUAUUAUUAUUAUUUCUGAACUCAAAUAAAAUAUUAUAGUUCUAUUUCUCUCUAUAGUUUUUUGGCCAUAAUUUUGUUCUCUUUUGUGUUUUUUUUGGUGAGUUUGUGUGACUGUAAAUGGGACAAGACCCAGUUGAGGAUUCGGGUAAUGGAAGCUGACCCAGUUCACGCCACAACCUACAUUGGUCCCUAAAUGGGGAAAGCUGAGGAGGAGCAAAUUCCGGCGUCGAAUACGGGCGCCCAAGCCGACGGUAACCCCAAUUCUCAGACCCAAUUUGGGUGUCGGUGCGCUCGGAUUCGGGGGCUCAUUGGCUUGAAAUGCGUCUUCGUUCUCGUGCUCUCCAUUGCUGUUUUUCUCUCCGCCAUUUUCUGGUUGCCUCCCUUUCUUCAGUUCGCGGAUCAGGCAGAUCUGGAUCUCGAUUCCAAGUUCAAAGAUCAUGGAAUAGUAGCAAGUUUCAACCUUUUGAAGCCAGUUUCUUUGCUUGAAGACAACAUCUUGAAGCUUGAGGAUGACAUUUUUGAUGAAUUAGGCAGUGUUGCCUCAACCAAGGUGGUUGUCUUGUCUCUAGAACCCUUGAAAAGAUCAAAUGAAACAAGACUUAUAUUCGCAGUCGACCCUGAAGCAAAAGAUUCAAAAUUGUCUGAACCUGCUGAAAGUUUGAUCAGGGGGUCUUUUGUAAUUUUUUUUACGCGCUUGCCAUUAUUCCACCUAACCCCUUCUCUGUUUGGGGAACCCAAGUCUUUUGAUGUCCUAAAAUUUCCAGGAGGAAUUACAAUAAUUCCCCAACAGAAUGCUUUUCUUUUGCAGAAAGUGCAAUUCUAUUUUAAUUUUACUUUAAACUUCUCUAUCCAUCAAAUACAAGCAAAUUUUAAGGAUUUGACAAGCCAACUGAAGUUGGGGCUACAUCUAGCACCUUAUGAGAACCUCUAUGUUAACUUAUCAAACUCAAAAGGUUCAACCAUAUCUGCACCUACUAUUGUUCAGUCGUCUGUUUUACUGACUGUUGGCAAUACAAAUCAGAGGAUGAAGCAACUGGCUCAAACCAUCACAGGUUCUCACUCAAAAAACCUUGGUCUAAACAACUCUGUAUUUGGAAAGGUCAAGCAAGUUCGUCUUUCUUCUACCACGCAACAAUAUCUUCAUGGUGGUGAUAGCAGUGCCUCUGCGUCUUCACCUUCUCCUGCUCCCCUUUCUCAUUCCCACAACCACCACCACCACCACCACCAUCAUCACCACCACAAUGCACAUCUUGCUCCUGCUAUUUCACCUGAACGUGCCAGCCAGAAAGGUUCACCUGCAACCCGAAAAGGUGUGCCUGCACCUAAAUAUGGUCCACCUACCCCAGCAGAAAGUUCUUCUCCUGAGAAAAACCAUGAAGCAAAGCCACCUGGUUGCAGAUUUAGAUACAGGUCAAAAGGGGAAGAGAGAAAGCGGCCUCACUUGGCUCCUGCAGUUGCACCGUCAAAAUCAAAUGUUUCUCCACAUCAUCCAGCGGCCUCACCACAUAAGGAAGUAGCCCCCCCAAAACACACAUCCAAUUCCGUACCUGUUUCUAGUCCUUUGCCAAGUGUAGUUUUUGCUCAUACUCAGCCCCCAUCAAAGAGCAAACCAGAUGAAGAACAUUUUGACUCAAGCCCGGUGAUUGCACCAAUCCCUUCUACAUCUGAUGCAGGUUCUCUCCCCACUGUUCAAGUGGUAUUGUCUCUGUUCCUUAUUCUUGUAUUACAUCUAUAACCCAAAAAGGAUAUUUUUUUUAUAAAAAAAAAGAAGAAAAAGGAAAAGAAAUGAACGCUAAGUUUUCUAGCUAAACUCACUAGUUCGGUUUCGAGGAAGACUCAACUGUAUCAUUCCGAUCGGAACUAGGGAAAGUUUCUGUAAUUGUGAGCUACUCAAAAGGGCGUAGCUUCACAUCUGAGUGGAUAUAUGUUCUUCCUAUGCGUGUAAAUAUUGAUUAAAAUCCCAGCCAGCAAAUGUAUAUUUUGGUCAAAGUCACAGAGGUGGCAGGCCACUUGUUAAAAUGCGUUGCUGCUGUUUUGUGUAUUCUCUACUGCAGAAAAUGUAAGGGAAAAGAAAGAGAGACAAAAUUUAUCUUACUUUA
This is a messenger RNA of Humulus lupulus (European hop), 2272 nucleotides long. RefSeq lists its product as uncharacterized. The coding region runs from base 367 to 1908 and encodes 513 amino acids. The record is from RefSeq and is a predicted model, not a curated record. Lineage: Eukaryota; Viridiplantae; Streptophyta; Magnoliopsida; Rosales; Cannabaceae. The transcript is spliced from 5 exons.